AUGUCUACUUCUGCCCGUCGUCGUCUCAUGCGUGACUUCAAGCGCAUGCAGACAGAUCCCCCUGCCGGAGUUUCAGCAUCUCCUGUAGCAGACAAUGUCAUGACCUGGAAUGCCGUCAUCAUUGGCCCCGCUGAUACACCCUUCGAAGAUGGCACAUUCCGACUGGUCAUGCAUUUCGAGGAACAAUACCCCAACAAACCCCCCGGAGUCAAGUUCAUCAGUCAGAUGUUCCACCCAAAUGUUUAUGGCACAGGAGAGCUGUGCCUGGAUAUUCUGCAGAACCGUUGGAGUCCAACCUAUGAUGUGGCGGCCAUCCUUACGAGCAUCCAGAGUCUACUGAACGAUCCCAACACUUCGUCUCCUGCAAAUGUGGAAGCUUCGAAUCUCUACAAGGAUAAUCGAAAGGAAUACAUCAAGCGUGUGCGCGAAACUGUUGAAAAGAGCUGGGAUGACUAA
Molecule: messenger RNA, 456 nt
Organism: Aspergillus clavatus NRRL 1
Lineage: Eukaryota; Fungi; Ascomycota; Eurotiomycetes; Eurotiales; Aspergillaceae
Gene: ubc2
Product: E2 ubiquitin-conjugating protein RAD6
Exons: 4
Coding region: 1-456 (151 amino acids)
Biological process (GO): proteasome-mediated ubiquitin-dependent protein catabolic process; DNA repair; protein polyubiquitination
Cellular component (GO): HULC complex
Molecular function (GO): ubiquitin conjugating enzyme activity
Source: RefSeq, a predicted model, not a curated record